GGAACUUUAAAUACAGGUAAAUAUCAAUAAAAUUAUAAAAAAAAAGGACAUUCCCAAGUCGGAAAGAACUUUUUAUUCUGUUUUUACCUGUCAAGUGUGUCUUUCUCAUUUAUAUCACAUUCAAUUCUGGAUCGUAGUGAAGUAUCAUAUACACACGCCAGCGCACGGAAUAGUCUUGGGUUCACAAAGAAAACCGUAAUGGUUUCCGAGCUCUGUACUACACCCCCUCUAAAAUGGCGUGCGGCGCUGACUGUAAAAAUGGGGAGGAGUCCUCUUUGCGCAAAAAGGUCACGAUCACCGAGACAGCGACGCCCCACAACAUACAAUUUAUUUGUAAGGCAUCAUUUCCAAGAUACAGAGAUUUCCCAUGAAUCUCCCCAACAACGUUUUAAAUUGAUUGCAUUUAUGUGGAAGGAGCUAAGAGAGCAUAGUCACGACUAUUUGGAUGAUGAUAAUCAUUACGAGGAGUUUGAAUUUAUCCCCUAUCAUAAACCGAGGAAGUUUGGAAUUUUAAAAUUCAUCUGUCCCUGCUUUAGAUAAUCAAUAUCUUUAAGGGAAGGAUUACAAUCUCAAAAUUGUUUAUUUGCUUGCUAAUUGAUUCAUUCAAACGUUAAGGAUUGUCCUUAGAUGUAAAAGUGCAUCUAUUCAUCUUAUGAAUGAGAUAUGUUUCAUAACCACUUCUGACAUUUACUCAGUAUCAUAGUUUCAUUUGAAUAUUAUUAAUUUUUUUUGAGUGUGAAAAUGGAUUAUUAUCUUUCCGUUUCAUAUUCAUUGCUAUCUUCAUUCUCAUUUUUUUUAAAGUAUUUUACAUAUAUAUAUUUUCAUUAUACCGUUUGAUGCAGGGGAAAAUGAAGAUACUGUUUUGCGAAUAUUUGAGUUAUGCAGUUUCUUAUUUUCUUUCUCAUUGCAUCUGCGGAAUUAUGUACUACAUCAUAAA
Messenger RNA from Phytomonas sp. Hart1, 937 nucleotides. The record is from the annotation of a GenBank genome assembly. Lineage: Eukaryota; Euglenozoa; Kinetoplastea; Trypanosomatida; Trypanosomatidae.